AUGAACAAGUUUCGCCUGGCCUUGCUCCAGCUGGCAGUGACAGCCAACAAGGCGGAAAACCUCAAGAGAGCAAGUAGGCUAAUCAGAGAUGCGUCUUCUGCGGGAGCCAAGAUACUCUGCCUCCCAGAAUGCUUCAAUUUCCCGUACGAACCGAAAUACUUCUCGAAGCACGCGGAGUCGAUACCCGGCAUAUCCAGCGAGAUGUUGUCAAGAUGCGCCGAAGAAAACAAAGUCUAUCUCGUCGGAGGCACCCUGUCAGAGAGGGAGAACGGGAAAAUCUACAACACCUCCUUGGUGUACGGACCGGACGGUUCGAUUCUGGCCAAGCACCGGAAAGUACACCUCUAUGACAUCGACGUCCCAGGCAAAAUCACCUUUCGGGAGUCGGACUUUGUGACGCCGGGCGACGCACUGACCACCUUUGACACUCCGUUCUGCAAAGUGGGCGUCGGCGUAUGUUUCGAUAUUGCGUUUGCGCCCAUGACUCAUAUAUACGCGCAGCUUGGUUGCAAGUUAGUGGUGUAUCCUGCGGCUUUCAACACGACAACCGGUCCGUUGUAUUGGAAGCUGGUUCCGAGGUGUAGGGCGUUGGAAAACCAGGUUUACGUGGCAAUGGUGUCGCCCGCAAGGGAUGAAACGGCGUCGUACGUCACCUGGGGAUAUAGCAUGUUGGUGGAUCCGACCGCCAAUGUCAUACAGUCUGCCGGAGUUGGCGAAGAAAUUGUGCUUGCUGAAGUGGACUUCAACUAUCUGGAUCGGGUGAGGAACCAAAUGCCCGUGAACAACAAAAAAAGGAAUGAUUUGUACAAGGUGGUAAGCUGUAAAGAUUGA
Molecule: messenger RNA, 831 nt
Organism: Ixodes scapularis (black-legged tick)
Lineage: Eukaryota; Metazoa; Arthropoda; Arachnida; Ixodida; Ixodidae
Product: omega-amidase NIT2-like
Exons: 1
Coding region: 1-831 (276 amino acids)
Biological process (GO): oxaloacetate metabolic process; L-glutamine metabolic process
Cellular component (GO): mitochondrion
Molecular function (GO): omega-amidase activity
Source: RefSeq, a predicted model, not a curated record